Haemorhous mexicanus (house finch) is the source of this 1763-nucleotide messenger RNA. Its product is annotated as erythroblast NAD(P)(+)--arginine ADP-ribosyltransferase-like. The record is from RefSeq and is a predicted model, not a curated record. Bases 373 to 1359 code for a protein of 328 amino acids. Lineage: Eukaryota; Metazoa; Chordata; Aves; Passeriformes; Fringillidae. Gene Ontology annotation, molecular function: NAD+ poly-ADP-ribosyltransferase activity; NAD+-protein-arginine ADP-ribosyltransferase activity. The transcript has 5 exons.
CCUGUUUUUGAGUGAUCAGGAAAACUGUGAAGUUCUACUCAGACCCCAUAAAGGCUGGCUUGGGCGUUGUGUCCAUUUCCCUGCAAAAAUCCCUCAACAGACAUCCCUGCAGGCACCUUGAGCCUGGAGAUGAUCUCCUGGGGGAGUGCCUGGGUGACUGAGCUGAGCUGAGCUGAGCUGAGCUGAGCUGAGCUGAGCUGAGCUGCCCAAAGAAGUGGCUGUACUACAAUCCAGGACACACCAGCCUGGGGAUUGACAAAUCCCUGUGGGAAAUAGACUUGCAUUAAAGCUGCAUGAGAUGUUCCUUUGAAGUCAAAACCAUCACCUCCAGGCAUCACUGAAAGAGGAAACACUCCAGGGGAUUAAUGGCAAAUGGAUUUUCUGAGCUACCACGCCAACAUGGGCUCAGGACUCUCCAGGACCAUAAAAGGAUUUCCAGGAGGAGGUGGAGCCAUGCAAAUUAUUGCUAGGACCAGCAGAGAUCCAAUUGUCCCACACUGGUCCAUGUGGCCUCUCCACUCCAUGGCCCUCCUGGCACAGACCCUGGCACUGCUGGCAAUGACUGUGGCCACUGUAGCCAUCAAGGUGGUGCCCCUGGACAUGGCCCAGGACUCCUUCGAUGACCAGUACCGGGGCUGCGGCCCUGCCAUGACCGCGGCGUUGCCGGCCCUCAACCACUCCGAGUUCGAGCAGAACCCUCUCUUUGCCCAGGCCUGGGAGAAGGCCACAGCUGAGUGGCAGAGUCGGGGGUCCCCUGUGUCCCCUCUGUCAUCCCCAGCCCAGGCCAUCGCCCUCAUGGCCUACACGAUGGAGGACGUGUACAAGAAGUUCAAUGAUGCCGUGCGCGUGGCCGGGUCCUCCAGCCAGGAAUACCGGGACAACUUCCACUUCAAAACGCUGCAUUUCCUGCUGACUGAUGCCCUGGCCACACUGAGGGACACUCGGGAACCGCAGUGUCACAACGUGUACUGGGGUGUGCGCGGGGUCCGGUUCAAGGCUGAGCAAGGUGACAUCGUCCGGUUCGGUCAAUUCACAUCGGUGUCACUGAAUGGAACAACUGCCAAUGACUUUGGGAUAGACACGGUGUUCCAUGUGCACACGUGCCAUGGGGUGGGAAUCUGGGAAUUCUCCAACUAUCCUGGCAAGAAGGAGGUGCUGAUCUCACCCUUUGAGACCUUUGAGGUCAUUGGAGUCAGCCAGGAAGGAGACAGGGCGAGGAUCCAGCUCCUCUCCACCGGGAUCUUCAGCAACUACAACUGCGAGUGGCUGCGAGGUGGCAGUGUCCCCAGGGCUCCCUUCCACCUCAGUGGACUCCUCCUGGCCACCACAGCCCUGGCAGUGGCCACUGGGAUCCUCUGAGCCACGAGACCACCACAGCCUCCAAAGUCACUCUGGUCACUCUGGCAACCAUGGCCACCAUGGCACCAAGGUCACUGUGGCCACCAAGAUCACCAAGACCACCAUGACCCCCAGAGAAACGAGGCCACAAGGGCUACGAAGACCACCACUGCCACUAUGGCCACUUUGGCAGCUAUAGCCAACAUGAGGUCACUGUGGCCACCAGUGUCACUGUGGCACUGCAGCCACCACAGCCACUCUGGCCAUCAUAUUUUGUUUUAGGGGGGUUGGCUGUUGUGUCUAAUCCUUCUCCUUAUUAAGGGGUGUUAGUGUUGGUUGUAGCGGCUGUUGCAGGGUGCGGUUGAUUAGUGUGUUUGAGGUUUUCUUUUGUAUCUUUGGUGCUUAUUAUAGUUUAUUUAGGGGGA